GAUUUUUGCUUGCAUCUUCGGCCUCUAUCUUCUCGAUUCUAUUUGGUAUAUUCGAUUUUUCUUACUUGUUAACUUGAAAAAAAAUUACUGAAAUCGGAGGAGUUUAUACUUUUUUAUCCCUCCAAUAAUAAAUAAUUUCUAAAACACCGAAUUUAUCCGAAACAUUAAACAACCCAAAUCAGGAAAAGCACAAGGCAGCUGUGAACACGGUUGAUGAUGAACAUAUCCAAUUCCAUACAACAAGGACGGUUUCUAGUCAACACUUCCUUCUUACGAGGUGCACUUUAGUCACACAACCACUGGGUGUGUAAGUUGGCGUGUGUUCGAAGUUUGCCGCAGAAUCAAAAUCAAAGAAUUAGAAGGGGUUUUUCCAAAAACAUGGCUUGGAGUAUGGAAAGAUGUGACUUGGGUCUUGAUGUUAAGACUGGUGUGGUUCAUCCAGCAACAGAUGCUUAUGCUGCAGAGGCAGUUGAAACUUUGAAAGCUGGGAAGGUCAUUGCAGUUCCCACUGAUACAUUGUAUGGAUUUGCUUGUGAUGCUUGCUCAUUGGAAGCGGUUAACAGGAUUUAUGAGAUUAAAGGUCGUAAACAUACAAGCCCACUAGCUAUUUGUGUUGGGGAUGUAUCAGACAUAAAUCGCUUUGCCCUCACUGAUCAUUUACCUCAUGGUUUGCUUGAUUCCCUACUACCAGGGCCUGUCACAGUUGUACUAAGUCGAGGUGAGUCAAGUGCUCUUGAACGAUCUCUGAACCCAGGAUUCGAUAGUAUAGGAGUUAGAGUGCCAGAUUGCAAUUUCAUUAGGCUCAUUGCCCGUGGUUCAGGAACUGCUUUGGCCCUUACCAGUGCAAACCUAAGUGGACAACCAAGUAGUGUUUGCAUCAAAGAUUUUGAAAAACUAUGGGAGCAUUGUGCUUCUGUUUAUGAUGGUGGUUUGCUUCCAUCCGGUCGUGCAGGUUCAACUGUAGUGGAUCUCAGUACACCAUACAAAUACAAGAUACUUAGACCUGGAAGCGCGAAGGAAGAGACAGUUGCCAUCUUGGAGAAGCAUGCUUUUGUUGAGGAAGUGUGACUACUUAUAAUAUUUGUGAUUCUUGUGAUCCAUUUGCAGUGCCAUGUUCUAGGCGUAAUUUUUUCGCUUACAAAAAUCAAUUCUUUCGCUUGGUCAUGAGAGAUAAUAUCUCCAAGCUAAUUUCUUUCCAUGAAAUGUGUAUAAGUUAUGCCACAAGAUCUUUGGGGGUGCAUGAACCUACAUUUGACAAUGUUCGAAACAGACACAUGUAUGAGUUGCACUAAGCUUUGUGUCAUGUAUUUUAAAAGCUCAUUAUAUUAUGUAAUAGUGAAAUUAGGUUUUUUGAGAACCUAACAUGUUACUAAGUGAUAAUUAUCUUAUUUAUUUAUCUUAGUAAAUGAAAAUUAUAGAACUUGUGCUACGGUUGAUAAAAUACAUUUGGUUGGCAAAAGUUCAUUAUGAAUUAGUGGACUACUGCUGUAUUUAUUGUGACAUCUUAGGCACAUAAGGAAACCACAGGAUUUGGAUGCUUUA
Molecule: messenger RNA, 1542 nt
Organism: Medicago truncatula (barrel medic)
Lineage: Eukaryota; Viridiplantae; Streptophyta; Magnoliopsida; Fabales; Fabaceae
Product: yrdC domain-containing protein, mitochondrial
Exons: 5
Coding region: 379-1068 (229 amino acids)
Biological process (GO): regulation of translational fidelity
Cellular component (GO): cytoplasm
Molecular function (GO): double-stranded RNA binding; tRNA binding; nucleotidyltransferase activity
Source: RefSeq, a predicted model, not a curated record